AUGUCAAAAACCCCGCCAGACAGUGCUUCACACCGUAGGUUAUCCACAUCGUGCAGGCACGGUGGCGGAUCUGGUGCUUCGAGGACCCGACCUGCCCAGGGCAAGGGUGCGUCGAGGAUUCCGGCUGCCGGUACUGCGAUGCCUCGGCGAUCGGCGGGCCAUCGUACGAUGGUGAGGCGUGCCCUUCGCCAGCGCCGUCUUCGGGCUGCACUGCGGACGCGAAGCCUUGCGCAGCACCGCAUGCCAACUCGGCUAUCUGGUGCUUCGAGGACCCGACCUGCCCAGGGCAAGGGUGCGUCGAGGACUCGGGAUUCCGGCUGCCGGUACUGCGAUGCCUCGGCGAUCGGCGGGCCAUCGUACGAUGGUGAGGCGUGCCCUUCGCCAGCGCCGUCUUCGGGCUGCACUGCGGACGCGAAGCCUUGCGCAGCACCGCAUGCCAACUCGGCUAUCUGGUGCUUCGAGGACCCGACCUGCCCAGGGCAAGGGUGCGUCGAGGACUCGGGCUGCCGGUACUGCGAUGCCUCGGCGAUCGGCGGGCCAUCAUACGAUGGUGAGGCGUGCCCAUCUAUCCAGUCUUUCGGUGCCGCACUGGCCGCCGACGAGGGCUGCGACGGGAUGACCUACACGAGAAACUACGCCGAGGGCACACCGCACGAGUGCAGGUGCGACAGCUACUGCGACGACUUCUGCGACGAUGGGCCGAAUGGCUGCGCCAGGACGUGCAGGAUCUUGAACGGAGUUUUCGAGCACAUCCCGUCCGUACAUGCAGGCGACCGUACUUGCACCUGGUACGCGCACUACGUGACCAACCCGAUUAACUACGAGGGCUACGAUUGCUCGUGGAUGACUGGCACUGGCGAGGGCGGCCAUGGAGACGAUUGUCAAGAUUGGACGUCCGUUGGCGCCUUGAAGUGCCGGGAGGGAAACCAGAACCAGAACAACUGCCACUUCUAA
Prorocentrum cordatum is the source of this 954-nucleotide messenger RNA. The record is from the annotation of a GenBank genome assembly. NCBI's taxonomy places the organism in Eukaryota, Dinophyceae, Prorocentrales, Prorocentraceae.